Messenger RNA from Schistocerca gregaria, 3261 nucleotides. Its product is annotated as sulfotransferase 1C4. Gene Ontology annotation, molecular function: sulfotransferase activity. The record is from RefSeq and is a predicted model, not a curated record. The coding region runs from base 99 to 1136 and encodes 345 amino acids. Lineage: Eukaryota; Metazoa; Arthropoda; Insecta; Orthoptera; Acrididae. The transcript is spliced from 7 exons. Gene Ontology annotation, biological process: sulfation. Gene Ontology annotation, cellular component: cytoplasm.
GUUACAAAGAACACUCAGUCAUCGGUGUGAUGGAAAGUCGGCUAGACUGUGCUGCAGUUGUUUAUCUCUCUUAAGGCUUAAGGUCUUAAAUCUCCGAAAUGUCUACAGCAUUUCCAUUGUCUAUUAAAUAUGUGAGCCCGGAUAUAAACAAACAAUUAUUAGAAGAUUUUACAGGGGAAAGAACUGGUUUUGUGCAAGUAGGUGAUGACCAGUGGUUUUUCCCAAGCAAGUAUGCAUCUGAAGGAGUUAAUUUCUACAAUUUCAGUGUACGGAAAGAUGACACAUGGGUGGUAACAUUUCCUAGAUCAGGAACAACAUGGACACAAGAAUUAGUCUGGUUGAUAGCAAAUGAUCUUGACUAUAAUACAGCUACCAAAAUUCCUCUGGUUGACAGAUUUCCUUUCCUUGAAUUUAGCGUAUUUGUGCAUGAUGAAGUGAAGAAGGAGCUUCUUAACCAGUCUGAAGGUGAUCCAGUAAAACAGGCUCUAAUAGAAAAACUCAGUAAGCCAGGAUAUGAAGUCCUUAGUGAAAUGCCAUCACCUCGCUUCAUCAAAACACAUUUUCCAUUUAGUCUCUUGCCGCAAAAUCUUUUAGAAGAAGGAUGCAAGGUGAUCUAUGUUGCAAGAAAUCCAAAAGAUGUUGCUGUAUCAUUUUAUCAUCUAAAUAGACUCUUCCGUACACAAGGAUAUCGAGGGGAUUUUAAAAAGUACUGGGACUACUUUGAAAAAAAUCUCCAUCCAUGGACACCUUAUUGGACACAUGUCACUGAAGGAUGGAAGAGGAGGGAACACCCAAAUUUGCUGUUUUUGUUUUAUGAGGAAAUGAAUAAGGACAUUUCAGAAACUGUUGAAAGAGUGGCAGCCUUCCUUGGGAAAUCUCUAACAGACGAACAGGUAUCAGAGCUCACAUCAUAUUUGCAUAUAAAUAAUUUCCGUAAAAACACAGCAGUCAACAUGGAUCAGCUGAAAGACAUUGGACUGCUGCAGAAUGGAGAGCAGGAUUUUAUAAGGAAAGGUCAAAAUGGUUCAUGGACUGAUGAGUUCACACCUGAGUUGGAUGAAAGGGCAAAUGAAUGGAUAAAAGAAAAUUUGAAACACACUGACCUCAGAUUUCCUGUAAAACUUGUAGAAGAAUAACAAUAAAACAUUAGAAUUUGUUUUGCUAAAUGGUGUCUCUUUUUACGCAAGUUGAAUCGAAUGUAGAAAACUAGCAGGAACUACAUGUGAAUGUCCACAUUUUGUGUAGCUGUUGAAGGCUUGUUACAAAUUUUCUGCUGCAGAUAACGUGCUCCUCUAAAAAGUAAUGCUUGCCGUGUGAGAACAGUGCACUUAUUAAAGUACCUGUAAAGAUAAAAUAAGUUAGAAUGUAAGCUGGCUGCUUUGACAUGCAUAUUUUGUGUGCAGUGUACAACCUCAUCUUCCCGAAUGAGAUGAUGUUUUGGGUCAAGGAUGGGCAAUCUUUGGAGACCCAUGGGCCUCAUUCAUAUAAUUAAACUCACAGGGCAUCUAGUCAUGUGAUGCAACAGCAGCACUCCCAAUACAUGAAGUCAAAACUAUAGUAAUAUGGGGGGCUAUAAAGCAUGGGGUCCCACAGGGUUCUGUCUUAGGUCCUUUACUGUUCUUGAUAUACAUUAAUGACUUACCAUUCCAUAUUGAUGAGAAUGCAAAGUUAGUUCUUUUUGCUGAUGAUACAAGUAUAGUAAUAACUUCCAAAAACCAAGAACUAAGUGAUGUAAUGGUAAAUGAUGUUUUUCACAAAAUUAUUAAGUGGUUCUCAGCAAACAGACUCUCUUUAAAUUUUGAUAAAACACAGUAUAUACAGUUCCGUACAGUAAAUGGCACAACUCCAGUAAUAAAUAUAGACUUUGAACAGAAGUCUGUAGCUAAGGUAGAAUUUUCAAAAUUUUUAGGUGUGUCCAUUGAUGAGAGGUUAAACUGGAAGCAACACAUUGAUGGUCUGCUGAAACGUCUGAGUUCGGCUACGUAUGCUGUUAGGGUUAUUGCAAAUUUUGGUGAUAAGAAUCUCAGUAAAUUAGCUUACUAUGCCUAUGGCAUCAGGAUAAAGUUGACAUUAUACCAAUUAUACUAUAAACUACAGGAGUCAAACCACACAAUAUCCACCAGUACGUCAAUGCAAUACAUCUACAUCCAAACUUACAUACACAACUACAGAAAUCUGUAAUUAUUGAUACAUGUUCAACUACCCGAAAGUUCCUAAAUGCAAUAUAACAUAUACCGUACAGUUAAAAGGAAGUCACGCUUGAUCAAGGUCCUCGUCACUUUCUACUUCUGACCAGACAUAACAUCUGAGAUAAGAAAGAAAUAAUAAUAAUAAUAAUUUUACUGCCAUUAGGAGAUUGCAACUGUAGACAAUGUCUCAUUCUAAACACAAUACAACUGAUAAUUUGAAAGAAACAAUGGGCUUGUUAAUAAUGUAACAGUAUUAUACUGUGGUUGGUAAAUGACUUAUAUUGUAAAAUGGGUGGGCAUCUAACCAACCACAGAGUGUUUGUCUGAAUGUUUGUUCAGUUAAUUGUUGUACAGACAGUAGAAGCUUAUUAAACAAUUUAUGCCCCAUGAGUUGGUAGUUGUUAAGUAAUUUUGACAGUCUUUUAUACAGAUAUAAACACAUCUAUCCUCUCUUGUACUGUAGUAAUGCUCAUUUUAUUUGCAUUUUGCUUCCAGUAACUUCUUUUUUUUUGUACAAAUAUCAGUUCACUGCAUUAUGAUUUUUUGUUCACAGAACAAUGAUUUACAGUAAACAAUGAUUUACAGUAUAUUACCCUAAUAGUUUUCUUCUGCAGUAUUGACAGAUCAUGCAUACUACUAGUGUUUCUGCAGAAAAUAAUAUUGUAGGUUGUUAUGCUUCAUAAGAAUGAUAAACAGCAUGUUAUAUAUUUAAGGCCUUAAUCCAUAAGCCCCCUUAACAAAUAAAUUACUCUUGACAAUGUAUAACUAAUAUAUUGUAUCUGUGGACCCCAAGACACCUUAUUAUAUAAAUAAACCCCAAAUAUUAACAUGACUUGGAUUAUCUGACAAAAGCUUUUGUUUUAACCUACAAACCAUCUGUUGCAUUUUGAUUUCAUGAAACAAGACUCCUUGCUUUAAACCUCUGGGGUGCUUGAUCAUUUGUCUGUUGUGGCUUGUAAGAAAGUAAAUUUAAGGCAUAUUCAUAAAAAAUUAUCUGAGAAUACAUUAACAUGUAACAAUCAGUAACUGAAUAAUUACAUAAAACAAGCAAUAAAUGAUGUAAAAGAUACUA